UCGAACGGUUGCAGCUGGACAAGCCAGAAUCUUCCUGCUGAUACCUUUCGAACAGGGUUGACUUUGUAUCCUCGGAAGGAGAUCAGAUAUACAAAAGUCAAGUAGGUAUUAAUAUGGAAGGCAUCGCUAUCUUGACGACCCCUCGUCGUCGCACACCAAGUCCGACCUUCCAGUUCCUCCGUCCCGCACCGAAACGCUCGCGGACCCCCUCUUCUCUUCCCCGUCUACCAUCUCUCCCAGCGGCUUCGCGUCCACCGAUUCGAACACCGUCAUCUGCACCACCUGUUCGUCGGUACAAGAAUCACCGGAAGAUCGCUUCUACGAACUCGAGUGCCCCGGAUAGGUUCAUCCCACGCUCCGCUGCUGCAGGAGUCUUACGCGUUGGAGGCAGUCUACCACGAAGUCCCAUCAACAGCGCAGACAGCGUGAGAAUGAGGAGACUGGGAAGUCCGGGGAGUCCGAUGAGCGACGAAGAGGAGCAUUCAGGCCGUUUAGCCGCCGCGUUGGGGAUUAACACUAACCCAUCAACCCGUAUCCUCAAUUUCACCCCGAUACUGCCCACACCACCCAAACCAACGAAGAAGAAUCCGAGACGUGUUUCGGCGUCGACGAUGGGUGCGUUGAGACUCGCCGUUCGAGCAGGGAUAUCACCACGGAAACCUCACUCAAUCUCAACGCGUCUUCCGAACCCGAGUCCGGUACGGAUAUUGGAUGCACCCGGCCUCAGCGAUGAUUUUUAUCGUACAUUGCUGGGGUGGUCGAAGAGCGGACACCUCAUCGUGGGUCUUGACUCGGAUGUUUAUUUGUGGCAUGAGUCGACGAGACCCAAAUUGAUGGAAUUGGAGGGGGAGGGGGAGGGGGAGGAGAAGGUUUGUGCGGUGGCGUUUGCGACGGGAUUGGAUGCUGUUGCGAUCGCGAGGGAUGAUGGGACGAUCAGUAUAUGUGCCGUCAACGGAGAGGGUGGAGUACGCGUCCGAUUUCGAGUGCAGGGUGGGAUUGGAGCCAUAGCCUGGCGUUGUCGUCCCGCACUCUCGUCGCAGCCGGGUAUGAUGGGAAUGGAAGAUCUGGUCGUGGGCGGGACGGAGGGACAGUUGAGUUGGUAUGCGGUUACGUUUGAUCCGGGGGCGGGGGUGCAUGGGUAUGAGUUGCGGGAGGUUAUUAGGGGUCCACAUGAUGAUCAGAUUUGUGGGGUUGUGUUUAGUGAGGAUGGGUUACGGCUUCUCGUUGGGGGGAACGAUAAUCGAGUUACGUAUUGGGAUUUCACAACGUCUUCUUCGCCUUCGCCUUCGCCUUCGCCGCUCUCGCCGUCUCGAGGAAGCCAAGGGAGGGAGCCGAAGUGGGUAUGGGAACAUGGGUCGGCCGUUAAGGCUCUUGCGUUUUGUCCGUGGAAGAGGAGUCUGGUCGCGACGGGUGGUGGAAGCCAUGACAAAAAGAUCAGGUUCUUCCACACCUUCACAGGUGCCGUGAUUAGUGAGAUCAACGUCGAGGCACAAGUAACCGGUCUCUGCUUCAGUCGAACCCGGAAAGAAAUAUGUGCGACAUUUGGGUACGCGGCGCCUACACAGCGAACACGGAUCGCGAUCUUUGAGUACCCGAGUGGGGAGUGUGUGUUCGAGGUCCCCGUUGAUUAUGAGAUGAGGUGUCUUGGGGCGUGUUUGAGUCCGGGUGGGGGGAGGGUUGUUGUUGCGCAGAGUGAUGAGACGAUAAGGUGUGGACUUUCUCCUUGGCUUUGAUUUAUGUUUGGGCUAAUAGUUAUGACAGGUUCUACGAGCUGUGGGAGGAGACGAGUAAGGAUGGGAGGAACGGGAGGAAGGAUAGUUUGAUCUCGGGGGUGCGGUCGAUGGUUUUGCCGAUGGGGGAGGGGUUUGGAGGUGUAUCGGGGAUUCGAUAAAG
Molecule: messenger RNA, 1893 nt
Organism: Saitoella complicata NRRL Y-17804
Lineage: Eukaryota; Fungi; Ascomycota; Saitoellomycetes; Saitoellales; Saitoellaceae
Product: WD40 repeat-like protein
Exons: 3
Coding region: 114-1733 (539 amino acids)
Biological process (GO): positive regulation of anaphase-promoting complex-dependent catabolic process; positive regulation of ubiquitin protein ligase activity; anaphase-promoting complex-dependent catabolic process
Cellular component (GO): anaphase-promoting complex
Molecular function (GO): anaphase-promoting complex binding; protein binding; ubiquitin ligase activator activity
Source: RefSeq, a predicted model, not a curated record